AUGUCUGAGACACUGAGUAUGCCAAUGGCUGUGGACAGCGUUGUGCCAAAGGAAGAGGAUCUGGUCCCGAGUGAGGAAUUGAAAUUGCGUAUACCCAAACCACGGUCAUCCGAGGAAUUGGAGCAGCUGAUAUUCAGGUAUAGAGCCAUUAUCACGCGUCCCGAUAGCAACAAGGUCGAGAUAGAUGCUAUAGAGGAUGUCUUUGCCCAAAUUACACAAGAACAGGACGAAUUUAACGCCAGGUUAAAAGAACUACAAGAUUUACGCGACUCACUAAGUAAAUAUGAUAGUGAAAAGUUGAGAAAGCAAGUUCUAGCAUUGCAAUUACUGGAGAGAGAUCUACAAUUGCCAGAGGAUCUCCUCAAAGAUGAGGAGACAGUUUCAGCUAAUCAUCCCACUGACACAAACCUUAUUAAACAGAUAAAGCUGGCAUAUAAUUUGGAUGAAAACGCUGAAUUAUUAGGUAUGAAAGAUAGUUUCACGCUUGUAACUUUAAAAAACCAACUAGGAAAUAGAGAAACCGAAGAAAUUAUAUCGACGAGGAUUGCUAAAAGGAUUUUUGAGUUAGAGAGAUUACCAGGUAACUUGGCUACGUACUCUUUAAACGACUGUCUAGACUUUAUCUCAAAGAAUGAUGCACCAUCUAAGAUUGAUGAGCAUAAGCUAAAAGCUAUUAUAGAGUUGAAAUCAUUGAAACUUCUAACAAAACAGAAGUCAAUUAGACAAAAAUUGAUUAACACCGUUGCCAGCCAAGCGCACCAUUCCAUACCAUUUCUACGUGACUCACCUUUUACAAUGGCAGCACAAAGGUCUGUUCAGGUGAGAAGUAAAGUCAUUGUUCCACAGACAGCUAGGAUCGCUGAAGAACUAGAGAGACAACACCUUUUGGACAAGCGUAAAAAGGAGCGUAACUUGCAUUUACAAAAAGUCAACACUACUUUAUCAUUAAUUAGAGAGAGACAGGAAAAUGAAUGGUCAAGAAGCGAUAGAUGUGCCCAAUUCGGAAGAAUCUGCAUGUCCCUACAUGGGCAAAUAGAAAGGGAUGAACAAAAGAGGAUUGAAAGAACUGCCAAACAACGUCUGCAAGCAUUGAAAUCGAAUGAUGAGGAAGCAUAUUUGAGAUUGCUUGAUCAGACAAAAGAUACUAGAAUUACGCAAUUGUUGAGACAAACUAACUCUUUCUUGGAUUCUCUUGCUCAAGCCGUUAGAGUUCAACAAAAUGAAACUAAAAUUUUAAAAGGUGAAGAAAUCACUCCGAUCAAUGACGAAGACAGAGAGAAGAUUGAUUAUUACGAGGUGGCACAUAGAAUUAAAGAGAAAAUUGAAAAACAACCUUCUAUUCUAGUUGGUGGUACCUUAAAAGAAUAUCAAUUAAGAGGUUUAGAAUGGAUGGUAUCUUUAUAUAACAAUCAUCUGAAUGGCAUUUUAGCGGACGAAAUGGGUCUAGGUAAAACAAUCCAAUCCAUUUCCCUAAUUACAUAUCUAUACGAGGUUAAGCAGGAACCUGGCCCUUAUUUGGUUAUUGUUCCUCUAUCAACAAUUACUAACUGGACACUGGAAUUUGAGAAAUGGGCUCCAUCUCUUACAACAAUUAUUUACAAAGGUACUCCGAAUCAAAGACAUGCGCUUCAACAUAAGAUUAGAUCAGGUAAUUUUGACGUGCUCUUAACGACAUAUGAAUACAUCAUCAAAGACAAGGCAUUAUUAUCUAAGCACGAAUGGUCGCAUAUGAUUAUUGAUGAAGGUCACAGAAUGAAGAACGCAAAUUCUAAGUUAUCAUUUACAAUUACAAAAUAUUAUAGAACAAGGAAUAGAUUAAUCCUAACUGGUACCCCUCUGCAGAACAAUCUUCCGGAACUAUGGGCUUUGCUAAACUUUGUACUACCAAAAAUUUUCAAUUCAGCUAAAACAUUUGAAGAUUGGUUUAACACUCCUUUCGCAAACACCGGUACACAAGAGAAACUUGAAUUAACCGAAGAAGAAACCCUUUUAGUUAUCAGAAGACUACAUAAGGUUUUAAGACCAUUCUUACUGCGUCGUUUGAAGAAAGAAGUUGAGAAGGAUCUACCUGACAAGGUUGAGAAGGUCGUUAAAUGUAAACUAUCUGGGCUGCAACAGCAGCUAUAUCAACAAAUGUUGAAACACAAUGCUCUGUUUGUUGGUGCAGGUACUGAAGGUGCCACAAAGGGUGGUAUUAAAGGUUUGAAUAACAAGAUUAUGCAAUUGAGAAAAAUCUGUAAUCAUCCUUUUGUAUUUGAUGAGGUGGAAGCUGUCGUAAAUCCUUCUAGGGGCAAUAGUGAUUUGCUAUAUAGGGUAGCUGGUAAAUUCGAACUAUUAGAUCGUAUUUUACCCAAAUUCAAAGCGACUGGUCACAGAGUCUUAAUAUUUUUCCAAAUGACACAAGUUAUGGAUAUUAUGGAGGACUUUUUAAGAAUGAGAGACCUAAAGUAUAUGCGUCUUGAUGGUAGUACGAAAGCAGAAGAUAGAAAUGAUAUGUUAAAAGAAUUUAACGUCGAAAACUCAGAAUAUUUCUGUUUCCUAUUAUCGACAAGAGCUGGUGGUUUAGGUUUGAACUUACAAUCUGCUGAUACGGUCAUUAUUUUUGACACAGACUGGAAUCCUCAUCAAGAUUUACAAGCUCAAGAUAGAGCGCACAGAAUUGGUCAAAAGAAUGAAGUGCGUAUUUUAAGAUUGAUCACAACUGAUUCCGUUGAAGAAGUCAUAUUGGAAAGGGCAAUGCAGAAGCUAGAUAUUGACGGUAAAGUUAUCCAAGCUGGUAAAUUUGAUAACAAAUCUACUGCUGAGGAGCAAGAAGAGUUCUUGAGAAGAUUACUUGAAAACGAAUCCAAUAGAGAUGAUGAUGAUAAGGCUGAACUUGACGAUGACGAACUGAAUGAUAUUCUAGCCCGUUCUGACGACGAGAAGAUUUUAUUUGAUAAAAUGGAUAAAGAGAGAAUUGAGAUGGAGAAGAAGCACGCCAAGGAACUCGGUUUAAAUGCUCCCCAGACCAGACUUAUCGAAACAGAUGAACUGCCUUCUGUAUUCACUGAAGAUAUCGAAAAACAUUUGAAACCAGAACCUGUCGCAUUAGGAAGAAUGCGUAACACCAAACGUGUGUUCUAUGAUGAUGGUCUAACUGAAGAACAAUUUUUGGAAGCUGUUGAGGACGAGAAUAGUACACUAGAAGAUGUUAUCAAGAGAAAACGUGAAGCUCGUGAGAGAAGAACGAGAAAUAGAGCCAAGAAAUUGGACAGCGAAAAUAUUGAAGAGGAGCCAGUUGAAGGAACUCCAAAGAUGGAAGAGAAUGGUGCAGUUACAGAAACGGUUGAAAACGGUGGUGAUACUGAACUGAACGACUCUCAACCUGAUCAAACACAAGCGAAGGGUAGAAGAGGUCGGAGAAGAAGAGGUGCUCUUGAUGAUGUAAAGGUAUCGGAACAGUUACCUGAAGAGCCUGUCCAUGAUGGCACUACGUCAGAACCACUAAAGGCUUCUCCUAGAAAGGGUAGAAAGAGAACCAUCAAGAUUGUUGAAUCUGAGAAACCUAAAAAUCUUGUUGAGAUCAUUGAAGGCCCAGACAAGAAGAAGCCUAAACUGAAGAUCAAAUUGAAGUUAAAACAAAAUGAUGACCAAAGCAUUCCGGAGGAGAACGAUACUGAGACAAAUAAAACCGAUAAGGCUUCAAGUAAGAAGGUAUCUGCGAAAAUCAAAGUAAAAACCCCUAAACAACCCAUUAACGAGACCAAGAAGCUGGUGGAUACAUUAGUAGACGACAUGCGUUCUCAGCUAGAUGAGUCCGAUGAGCACCCACUAACCUCCAUCUUUGAGACCUUGCCAUCUAAGCGGGAAUACCCAGAUUACUACAAACUGAUUAAGAAGCCAUUGUCCAUAGACGUUAUUCAGAAGAACGCAAGAAAAGGUGUCUACAAGUCUCUAGAUGAUGUUAAGGAAGACAUUCAGACCAUGUUUGAUAACGCCAGAUUCUACAACGAGGAAGGAUCCUGGGUAUACAAUGACGCAGAGAAGCUAAACGAAUUCACCAAUACCUGGUUCUCCAAACACUAA
This is a messenger RNA of Nakaseomyces glabratus, 4065 nucleotides long. RefSeq names its product RSC chromatin remodeling complex ATPase subunit STH1 (gene STH1). The record is from RefSeq and is a predicted model, not a curated record. Gene Ontology annotation, molecular function: ATP binding; histone binding; ATP-dependent chromatin remodeler activity. NCBI's taxonomy places the organism in Eukaryota, Fungi, Ascomycota, Saccharomycetes, Saccharomycetales, Saccharomycetaceae. Gene Ontology annotation, cellular component: nucleus. Gene Ontology annotation, biological process: positive regulation of transcription by RNA polymerase II.